AUGGAAGAACGGUGCUUGCUCAAGAACGAUAUCACUGAGUUGAUAGGUAACACACCAAUGGUGUAUCUGAACAAAGUUGUUGACGGUUGUGUAGCCCGUAUAGCCGCCAAGCUUGAGAUGAUGGAGCCUUUCUCUAGCAUCAAAGACAGAAUAGCUUAUAGUAUGAUCAAAGAUGCAGAAGACAAAGGAUUGAUUACUCCCGGAAAGAGUACGUUGAUAGAGGCAACGGGAGGUAACACCGGGAUUGGUUUAGCAAGCAUAGGGGCUUCAAAAGGGUAUAAAGUGAUCCUUAUAAUGCCCUCAACGAUGAGCUUAGAGAGGAGAAUCAUUCUGAGAGCAUUAGGUGCAGAGCUUCAUCUCACAGGCAUGCACGUAGGUGUUGAUGGAAUGUUGGAGAAAGCUCAAGAUAUAUUAAGCAAAACUCCUGGUGGUUACAUACCACACCAGUUUCUAAAUCCUGAGAAUCCUGAGAUUCAUUACAGAACCACAGGUCCGGAGAUAUGGAGAGACUCAGCAGGGAAAGUAGAUAUAUUGGUCGCCGGUGUUGGCACUGGUGGAACGGUUACCGGAACAGGAAAGUUCCUUAAGAAGAUGAAUAAAGACAUUAAGGUUUGUGUGGUGGAACCUACAGAGAGUGCGGUACUUAGCGGAGGAAAACCAGGUCCUCAUUUGAUCCAGGGAAUUGGUUCUGGUGUCAUUCCAACCAAUUUGGACUUUAGCAUUGUUGAUGAAAUUAUACAAGUGACAGGUAAGGAAGCCAUUGAAACAGCAAAGCUUCUUGCUCUCAAAGAAGGAUUGUUGGUGGGAAUAUCCGCUGGAGCCGCAGCAGCAGCUGCGUUGAAGGUUGCAAAGCGGCCAGAAAACGCAGGGAAACUCAUUGCGGUGAUUUUUCCUAGUGGAGGAGAACGUUAUUUAUCGACUGAACUGUUCGAGUCUGCCAGAUAUGAAGCAGAGAAUUUGCCGAUUGAAUGA
This is a messenger RNA of Microthlaspi erraticum, 972 nucleotides long. The record is from the annotation of a GenBank genome assembly. NCBI's taxonomy places the organism in Eukaryota, Viridiplantae, Streptophyta, Magnoliopsida, Brassicales, Brassicaceae.